GGAAUAUCAAUUACACUCAUAAAUCUAGUUUUUGAUGGGCUUUAACCUGGUAUAAAUACUUUCUGAUAUUAUCUGUCCUUUAGGUCGUGUAGGGGGGGAGAAAAAGGUUAUGUAACACCCUGUAUAUAAUCUGAUAGAGAAAAAUAAAGCUCUGUCUUUCUAUGAUAUUUGAUCGUUACUUCAACUAAUAUCAUAAUAUUAAAUUAUCUUUAAAAUCUAUUUCGGCUGGUUAUGUGCCGGUUGUAUUCAUACUAAUUUUGAAAAAAUACGAGUGAAUAUUUUUUGAAUAACUUUUGAUAAAAGCAAGAUAAAGAGCUGCGGUUUUCACCGUUGGAAAGAGGAGAUGAAGACGCAUCGAAUCAUAUAUUAUAGGUUUUUUUUAUCCGUUUCUUGUAAGGUUUUCAAUUACCCUUUUUAUGAACAAACAUAUUUGAUAAGUUGUUUACAGUGAAUUUUCAAUUAUCAAGUGUAAAUUCAACCCACUAUCUUCAUUUCAACUCGCAUCUUCAUUUCCUCUUUCCAACGGUGAACACCGCAACUCUCUAUCUUGUUUCUAUCAGAAGUUAUUCAAAAAAUAUUCACUAGCAUUCAUGGAACCGUGACACAUGCGAAGAAAACAGAUCUUAUCAAAAUUUUAUUAUUCUUAUAUUAGUUGGAGUAUGAUCAAAUAGCAUAGAAAAAUAGAGCGUUCUUUUCUCUAUCAGACUGCAUAGAAAGAAAAUUUCUUGAAGCUUAAUAUACAGUAUUAAAGUGUCACUGCCCGUACUUUUGGUAUGCCCUAAGUAUUACUAGACACUAUUAAAUUCUCUUAUUUUCUGUAUUUGUUAGUUUGUCUCAUUUAGACUCGUGUAACAGAAUGGUGCUUUAAUAUUCCAUUUUAUGAUACAUUAAGUUUUAUGCUCAAUAUUUGUGAUAAAAUUAAGUAUAGAUAUUUCGAUGAUAAAUCUGUUUUGUGGGAAGAUACCUAUAUCGAGAAUAUUCGUGUCCGAAUUUAUGAUCCAGUAAACGCAACAAAAACUCCUCAAAAGAAUGCUAAAGCACUUAUUCUUUAUUUUCAUGGAGGGGGUUUCUUUUUUGGUAGUGUGGGUUCACAUGACACAAUGAAUUAUUAUUUAUCAAAAUAUAGUGGUACGAAAAUAAUCGCCGUCGAUUAUCAUUUAUCUCCUACUGUUCAUUAUCCCGUUGCUGUUAAUCAAAGUAUUCGCGUAACACGCUAUAUUCUUCAGCAUCCACAAAAAUAUAAUAUUGAUCCAACACGAGUAUUUCUAGCUGGAGAUUCAGCUGGUGCUAAUUUAGUUAUAGUCAUUGAACGUUAUUUACAUAAAGAAUUAAUUUAUCCAAUUCGUGCAGAAAUCUUACUUUAUCCUCUUUUACAAAUGGUCAAUUAUAUGUUACCAUCAUAUCAAAAAUAUUUGAAAUAUGAGAUAUUAUCGGUUGUUACAGAAGAUUUUUUACGUAAUGUACCAAACUAUUAUUUAAAUGCAACAUUUGAUGGAUCACAAUUAUUUAAAAAUCAACAUUUAUCAAAACAAGAUUUAAAUAAAUUUUAUUCAGUAAUAAAUAAACAAUGGUUAAAUCAAUCAAAUAUCUAUAAGAGAUCCUAUGAUAUUGACAAAUUAUUACCAGAUGAUUAUUAUUUAAUGUCAACUACAAGUGAAUCUCAUCCAGAUACAUCAAAAUUAUUUCAUGAUGACAUCUCACCAUUACUAUCGUCAUCCAAUAUUAUUUCACAAACACCUUCAACAUUUUUAGUAUCAUGUGAAUAUGAUACUUUACAAAGUGAUUCUUUGUUAUAUUGGGAAAGAUUGAAAGAGGCACAUGUUGAAGUAGAAUAUAAACAUUAUCAAAUAUUUCAUGGGGCAAUGACAUUUGUUGAUUGGCCUGUAGCGUUUCCAGAUGCAUUUUCAAUUAUUGAAGAUAGUGCUGCUUUUAUUCGAAAAAAAAUUUAA
Messenger RNA from Didymodactylos carnosus, 1949 nucleotides. The record is from the annotation of a GenBank genome assembly. Lineage: Eukaryota; Metazoa; Rotifera; Eurotatoria; Philodinida; Philodinidae.